Molecule: messenger RNA, 699 nt
Organism: Rhinocladiella mackenziei CBS 650.93
Lineage: Eukaryota; Fungi; Ascomycota; Eurotiomycetes; Chaetothyriales; Herpotrichiellaceae
Exons: 3
Coding region: 1-699 (232 amino acids)
Cellular component (GO): RNA polymerase II transcription regulator complex
Molecular function (GO): DNA-binding transcription activator activity, RNA polymerase II-specific; transcription cis-regulatory region binding
Source: RefSeq, a predicted model, not a curated record
AUGGACUUUGGAUUCGUGAGCUCGCCUUCACAGUCUCCAAGUCAAUCCCUCUUCGCCGUGGGGCAAUACUUUGACAGCACCUCUGAAAGCUCUAGUCCCAACUCGCCCCAUAUGAGUCAAAUCAUGUUCAACAAUGCGCCCAUGCAAUAUGACAUGUUCCAGUAUGGCGCCACCCCAUCCUCCUUCUAUCCUCCCGCCCAGAGCACCAAAAUCCCCGUCGAAUACAACAACACAGCUUCUCUCGACCAGACCGAUCGGAGGAGACGACGCUCCGGUAGCACUUCGGCUCCAGCCAAGGACAAGGAAACCAUUCCCAACAUGCAUUUGAGACGGCGUGCACAGAAUCGGGCUUCUCAGAGAGCAUUUCGAGAGCGAAAAGAGAAACACGUCAAGGGUCUCGAGCAUCAACUUGAGGACCUCCACGAGAAGCAUCAAGAUCUGCUUCAAUCUUACACUCGACAAGCCGAUGAAGUGACGAAACUGAAUAACAGAAUUGCUGAACUCACUGCUGAGUUGACUGCGCUACGGUCAUGUCAGGAUCAAUCCUUCAGCGAGAUGCUGAUGCCCGACAAAUUCGACAAAUUCGACGCCUUCUCGGCACACGACAUGCUCUACAACGGGCCUGACUGCUAUUUCGACAAGAACGCAGUUGACCUCAACUCCGAGUUUGCUUUACACUCGUUUGAGGAUUCAUUGUAG